AUGGUCGAGGUUAAGCUGCUCAGGACGGCAUAUAGUUACCGGAAUAAGGCGUUUGUUUACGUUAAUUCCCUGCCCGUCUGUCUACUGGCCUUGUUAUCUAGUCUGUUCCAGCGCGACUCACUGGUUAGAGUUAAAACAUCAUUUUUUCAUCUGUUACUAGUAAAUGAAGUAAUUAAAGAGGAUAGUCUAGGGAUAUCGGUGAGAAAUUUGUCGCCAAGUGUUGUGGCGCAGUUUUUCGACUCACUCACUUCCAAUGAGCGUCUGUACCUACUCUCUGUGUUUCUCACACUCGUAGUACUCUUGGCGUUGGUGUUAUCAAUCUGGAUUCUCCCCCUGAGGCUAUUGAUUUUCUACAGCAAAUGUGGACACAGAGAAGGAACCCUGGGUUUUUACACCUUUAUCCUCGAUAAAGCUACGCACGUUUUUGUUCAUCAGGUUCAGGACAAAACAAAGGCUGUAAAUGAGCCAAAGAGAACGGUUGAGGAUGCUCUAUUGGCUAUUGAACGUUCUAGGCUCUCAAUUUAUUAUAUGCAUGAUCACAAGAAGUUUUUGUUGGAUAAAACAACUCAUCGCUUCAAACCAGUUGAACACAUUGAUCGAAUAGAUGUAUCAAGCUUGUCAGAUUGGACUGGAUUGUCAACCAAGGAAGUUCUGUCACCCCCAAAAAGUGGACUAGAAUCUAACUUGUCAAUCUGCUCCGACUUGUAUGGUCCAAAUGAUUAUGAAAUUCCAAAAUGCAAUUUCUGGAAAAUGCUUAUGGACGCAUUUUUGGCACCAUUUUUCCAAUUCCAACUUAUAACAACACUUUUGUGGAUUCUAGAUGAUUAUCUCUAUUAUUCCCUAAUUUCAAUCGCAUCAAUGGUUAUUAUUGAAGUGCAAAUGGUCUACAAGAGGAUUAUGGAAUAUGAUAGGAUAAAUGCAAUGAGAUUACCACCGUCAAGACUCCAUGUUUACAGGGACUCCAAGUGGGUUACUGUACUAAGCACUGAUGUUUUCCCAGGGGACAUCAUCCUUAUCUAUGGAGAAUCUGGAUCUACACCAACCUUAGCUCCUGCAGAUAGCCUCAUUCUCUCUGGUGAAGUUGUUGUAGAUGAGUCAAUUCUUACUGGUGAAUCGAUACCACAGUUUAAGAGUGCAGCUGAUCCCAGUAACAAGGCUCUUGACUUGAGAAACAGUACUAUCUUUGCAGGCACAUCCAUAGUGUUGUCACGUCCAGGAAGUGCAGACUGGAAUGGAAUUAAGGCAGGAAAAGCUGGGUGUAUAUGUCUAGUCCUUAGAACCGGAUUUGAAAGUUACCAAGGACGUUUGGUUCAUGCAAUUACCCACUCUGGGGAACGUGUGACUGCAUCUACCGCUGAGGGGUGGUGUUUUCUCGGAAUUCUUUUAAUGUUUGCAAUAUCCGCAUGCAUUGUGGUAUUCAAAAGGGCACAAAGCAGUUCCAUGAAGAAGCUCUUGCUCGUAUCUUCCAGAAUCUUAGUUUCUGUUAUACCCCCGGAAUUUCCAGUAACUCUUUCAAUGGCUGUAACUAUUGCCAUUGUACAACUCAGAAGGAAAGGUCUCUACUGCACUGAGCCAUUUAGGCUGCCGUUUGCGGGUAUUCUUGACGUUUGUGCGUUUGACAAAACGGGAACCCUUUCUGAGGACUCCAUGAGCGUAGUUGGUGUAUUUUCCGAUCCAGAAACUUUGAACAACAAGGAUACCUUAACGAAAAAGCUUCCAAUUUCAUCUGCAAUGGUUAUUGGAGGAUGUCAUUCACUGAAUAAAGUAGGAAAUUCCAUUGUUGGAGACCCUAUGGAGAAGGCUUCUUUUGAGUUCUUUGGAUUUAAUCUCUUGCCUGAUGGUUCUUCGGUGGAAUCUUUGCCAUCAAUGGUUUACGAUAAAUCUGGGGAAUCUUCACUACGUAUCAAGAUUAUCAGAAGGUGGCAAUUUACUUCUGAACUGGGAAGAAUGGCUGUUAUAGCCAAUAUUUCUGGAAAGUCGACCCUUUGGUCAAGAGAUUCUGACUUUUUUUCAAAUCUUGAGGACCUUUCAAGCCUUUCAUUCCAAGAAAGUUUUGAUGGAGAGUCAGUGCUACUCUGCAAGGGAUCGCCAGACCAUAUCCGCAAAUUACUUCGAGACGUUCCUCCAUACUAUGAUCAUGUUUGUCAGCAACUCACGAUAAAGGGAUUGAGAGUGCUUACUUUGGCAUAUAAAAGACUUUAUGACAUUCCAAACGAAACUCUACUUGCUAUAGAUAGGACUCUUAUUGAAAAGGAUUUGGAGUUUUCAGGAUUCUUGGCUCUUGAGGCCCCUAUAAAAUCAUCUUGCUUACCAUGCAUGAGACGCCUAAAUGGACACAAACUCAUUAUGAUUACCGGCGAUAACGUUUUGACCGCAUGCCACGUUGCGGGUGUUACUGAAAUUGCGGAUCGCUCUGAAAGUUUUGUAAAGACCAGAAAGUACGCCCCAAUUUCAAAACCAAAGGUCUCUGGAACAAGUACACCAAAUAAAUGUCCAUUUCCUGUAACGGGUGAAAGUCCAGAAAAGUGCCCAUUCCAAUCAAAGGGCAUGGUUGAAUCGCCUUCUAGAUGCCCAAUCUCGAAAUUUUCACAAGAGAGUGGCUAUAAACCUGCUAUUGAAAGAUGUCCUCUCUAUAGGAAGAAACCAUCUGGAGCUUCUCCAAAGUUGUCUGAUACUGCAGGAUGUCCAUUUCCCAUAAAGAGCAAGGGCUUGGAAUCAAAAUGUCCCAUUUCAAAAGGUGACUCUAAAGACCCUGAAUCUUACAAGGAGUUUUUUGACAAGUGUCCGAUUUCUAAACCGACAGCUACAGGAAUGGAAGUUUGUCCCCUCUAUCAACAAUACGUUGGCAAAGAUUCUAAAUGCCCAGUUUCACAUUCAUCGGACAAGCUUCCUAUAGGUGGCAAGUGUCCACUCUCUGCAAGAAGUGUGGAUACACAACCCCUAUCGGAAAUUAAAUGUCCAAUUACCAAAACAAAGCAGGCAUUUAAACGUCUUUUCGGGGCGGUUUCAAUGGCAUUAAAACCAAGAAAUAUGGAAAACUUGAUAAAGUAUGGCAAAAAUGGUGAGGCUCCUGAUUUUGGUGAUUUCGCCAUAUUGACAUUUGUCAACGGUUCCUUUGUAUGGAAGAAGCGCAACGGUGAAAAUGUAUUUUCGAUAUCUAACAACUCUGAUAUUCUAUUUGAGAUGUCAUACUUACUCAAGGUGUACAGAUUGUGCCUUACUGGACCUACUCUUGAUUCGCUCCUCAAGGCAUCUUCACAGGAUGCUUCCACGGAGGAUUCUGGGUUGAAGAUUAGUCAACAGGAUGUCUCAAAGAUCAUUCUAAACUGCACAGUUUUUGCAAGAAUGUCCCCUCAGCAAAAGGAGUUCAUCAUUCAAACGUUUAAAAAUGCUGGAAAGAUCAUUGCAAUGUGUGGAGAUGGUACAAAUGAUAUUGCAGCCCUGAAGGUGGCUCAUGUUGGUUUGUCUCUCUUGAAUAACCCACUGAAGAAAAAUAAGCGUGUUGAACCACCUACUUCUGUACUGAAGGCUUCGCCUGCAAAGCCACAAUCUGUGACGCAGAGAAAAUUGAAUUUCCCAACGGGUGUUAAGAAAUCUACGAAUUCACCUGCUCAUAGAUUGACGACCCCAGAUUAUAGAAACGUGGUAUUGAAGGAUAGAUAUAAAAGCCUUGCCAGUGAAUUGGAUGAUGAGAUGCCACAAUUGAAACUAGGAGAAGCCAGUAUAGCGUCCCCGUUCACAUAUCAUAAGGGAGAUGUUUAUUGUGUCCCAACAUUGGUAAAAAGCGGAAGAUGCGCACUAUCAAAUGUUGUUAUGUUGUACAAGCUCAUGGGAAUUAAUUCUCUAAUGAGUGCAAUGGGAAUGUCUAUUUUAGCACUAGAUGGUGUCAAUUUUAGUGAUGCGCAAACAACUCUCUAUUCUCUACUCUAUACUUAUCUUGUAAUUGCUCUAUCAAAGUCAAAGCCAUCAGAUGAAACUACAACAAAAAAACCGGCAAAAUCCAUCUUCAGUCCUUCUCAUUUUAUGAGUUUGAGCUUUCAACUAGUGAUACAUGGAACUGUGCUUCUCUACACCUGGAAUUUGGGAAAGGGUUUCAGAAGUCCAGAUUAUGUCGGGGAUUUAGAUGCUAAGUUCGAACCAAACAUUGUAAACACACUUGUUUUCUACAUUUGCUUUGCAGUGAAUCUUUCAAGCUUCAUUUCAAACUAUAUAGACUACCCCUAUAUGGAACCUUUGGAAAAUAAUGCCUUUGUCUACAAACCAAUAUUAGGAUCAUUUUUAAUACUUGCAAUCUUUUUAACGGACAUACUACCACCAAUCUCUGACUUUUUCUCGUUGGUACCUAUUCCAAAUCACCUACUUAGGGCCAAAGUUAUCGCGUUGAUCACCCUUGAUGUCUCCGCGUCUUAUAUUAUCUCGAAAUUUUUCAAUAAUCUCUCUUAAUUUGGUGCAUGUAC
Molecule: messenger RNA, 4457 nt
Organism: Theileria equi strain WA
Lineage: Eukaryota; Apicomplexa; Aconoidasida; Piroplasmida; Theileriidae
Product: p-type ATPase family member protein
Exons: 1
Coding region: 1-4443 (1480 amino acids)
Biological process (GO): intracellular calcium ion homeostasis
Cellular component (GO): endoplasmic reticulum membrane
Molecular function (GO): ATP hydrolysis activity; P-type ion transporter activity; ATP binding
Source: RefSeq, a predicted model, not a curated record